Molecule: messenger RNA, 1210 nt
Organism: Eublepharis macularius
Lineage: Eukaryota; Metazoa; Chordata; Lepidosauria; Squamata; Eublepharidae
Product: rRNA N6-adenosine-methyltransferase ZCCHC4-like
Exons: 1
Coding region: 29-1210 (393 amino acids)
Biological process (GO): rRNA methylation
Cellular component (GO): nucleolus; cytoplasm
Molecular function (GO): rRNA (adenine-N6-)-methyltransferase activity; nucleic acid binding; zinc ion binding
Source: RefSeq, a predicted model, not a curated record
UUGCGCGUGCGCGUAGUGCUGAGGGGCGAUGGCCGGGGGUCGGCGCUCGGGGGUGGCGCUGCUGCUGGACGGGCCCCCCGGCGCCCCCGCCCCUCAUUGCCCACACGGGCCUGCUUUUCUGUUUGCAAAGAUUCGUCAAGGGAAGGAAGAAGGGAGAAGAUUUUAUGCUUGUUCUGCUUGCAGAGAAAGAAAAGACUGUGGCUUUUUUCAAUGGGAAGAUGAAAAGGUGUCUGAAGCUAGACUUUUAGCACAGGAGAAGUACAACCGAAGUCAGCAGCCCUUUUUCUCUCACGCACAAAAUGUGGAAAGGUACAAGGAGUUUGUCAUCUUGCCAUUAUCGGAAAGGAAAUUUUGUCAAGAAUGCCAACAGCUCCUCCUUCCACCUGAAUGGAGCCGACAUUCUGGCCAUCAGGUACUUAGCAAAGUCUCGUCGGCCCAGCUGAGAAGACCCAGCCAGCUCCUCAGUCCCCUGGAGAACAAGAAGACCAACGCGCAGUACCUGUUUGCUGACCGAAGCUGCCAGUUCCUGCUGGACCUCAUUGUUGCACAUGGAUUCACGAGAGCGCUUUGUGUCGGCACCCCAAGACUUCAUGAACUGAUCAAACUCCAAGCAUCACAGGAACAGGAGAAUCCCAUUAGAAGCCUUUUGCUAGAUAUUGAUUUCAGGUACUCUCAGUUUUGUACAGAGGAGGAAUUUUGCCACUACAAUAUGUUUAACCAUUAUUUCUUCGGUGGAGAGGCUGCCCAUGAUGUAUGUCAGAAAUUCUUGCAGCAGCACAAAAACAAAAGGAUCGUCAUGGUGGCUGAUCCUCCAUUUGGAGGCUUAGUUGAAGCUCUGGCGUUUACUUUCAAACAGCUGGUUGCAAUGUGGAAACAAACAGGCUGUGCAGAUGCUGCCAGCAAAGAGUUACCCAUAUUUUGGAUAUUUCCAUAUUUUUUUGAAUCACGCAUUCUUGAAUUUUUCCCAAGUUUUAGGAUGCUGGAUUAUCAGGUGGACUAUGAUAACCAUGCCCUGUAUAAGCACGGGAAGACAGGCCGGAAACAGUCCCCUGUUUGUAUUUUUACUAAUCUUUCACCUCACAAGGCUUGGGUGAAAACAGGGUCAUUUAUUGACCAACAAUACCUAAGACUUAAGCAAGAACUAAAUAACGGCAAAGGUAUAACUAGCGGUACGGGUCGAGACAAGGGGUCAUCUGGACCUACUCCUUGA